UUAUCCACUCUUUAUGUAGAUCUGCGUUUCCCCGCAAACACUCAUGUGACCGUUUCCUUUGGUGGUGGAAAAACAGCUCAUUUUUCUUGUGUCGCCGGUAAAUUAUGUGACACAGUUCUUCCAGUUGUUCUUGUUGUUGUUUUACUUUCACCACAACGCGCCGGGCUGCCGUUCACCGAGUGUCUUUUGAUGUAAAACCCUUCACCAGGUUUCCUGGACACCAUGAGUCAGUGACAUCAUUUUACCAGUUUUAGUAUUUCCAGCCGAGUGCCAUGCCGCUACCAAAUGGCUACUCCAUCAACUCGGCCCAGUCGGAUGAGAGUGAGGACAGUGAACCCCUCAUUGAGAACGAUGCAGUCCCUCCACAGUGCUGCUCGGCUCGCCUCAACCUGGCCGUCCUGAUGUUCUUCGGCUUCUCUGUGGUCUACGGUCUGCGGGUCAACCUCAGUGUCGCCAUGGUGGCCAUGGUGAACUCCACUGACCCCAAACCAGCCCAGAACAGCUCCGUAUUCCACGCCUGUCCGAUGCCACCGGGGAUGGAAAACGCCAGUGAUACUUUCCCACAACCUGAGGGGAUCCCUCAGUACCCGUGGAACUCGGAGACUCAGGGCUGGCUGCUGGGGGCCUUCUUCUUCGGCUACCUGUGCACACAGAUCCCAGGGGGCUACCUGUCGGGUCACUACGGGGGGAAGAUGUUCCUGGGUGUGGGUGUUCUGGGCACCGCGGCGCUCACUCUGCUCACCCCCCUGGCUGCACAGCUGGGCUCAUACUGGCUGUUUGCACUGCGAGCGCUGGAGGGCUUUGGAGAGGGUGUGACGUUCCCGGCCAUGAUGGCGAUGUGGGCUCGGUGGGCUCCUCCUCUGGAGCGCUCUCGCCUGAUGACCCUGUCGGGAUCUGGGGCCAACUUCGGGGCCUUUUUGGCUCUGCCGCUCACCGGCUACAUCUGCCAGACUUUAGGCUGGCCCGCUGUCUUCUACAUCUGUGGAGGUGCUGGUUGCCUCUGGGCAGUCGUUUGGUUUAUUUUUGUGUCAGAUGAUCCUCGCACCGAUCCUCGAAUCAGCAAAGAGGAGAGAGAUUACAUCAUAAACUCCAUUGGACCUCAGGGUACAGGUCAUGGCUGGUCCGUGCCCCUGGUGCCCAUGCUGCUGUCGGUCCCUCUGUGGGCCAUCAUAGUGACCCAGAUGUGUUCAAACUGGUCGUACUACACCCUGCUCACCUCCCUGCCCACCUACAUGAACAACAUCAUGCACUUUGACCUCAAAUCGAAUGGUUUCCUCUCUGCUCUGCCGUACCUCGGUGCCUGGUUGUUAUCGAUGCUCUCGGGUGUCGUAGCCGACCUCCUCAUCGAGAGGAGGUUGUUAAGCGUCACCACCGUUCGUAAACUCUUCACAAUCCUGGGUGUGUUGCCACCGGCAGCUUUCCUCGUAGCUGUGAGUUACGCCGGCUGCAGCCACAUCCUCACCGUCACCUUCCUCACACUCUCCACAACCGUAGGAGGGAUCAGCGCCUCCGGAGUCUACAUCAACCAGAUAGACAUCGCUCCUCGGUACGCAGGAUUCCUUCUGGGAAUCACCAACACAUUCGGGACCGUUCCUGGAGUCGUGGCACCUAUCGCUGCAGGGUACUUCACUAAGGAUAACACCUUGGCGGGCUGGAGGAAGGUGUUCUGGGUGGCUGCGGGGAUCAACGUCGGCGGCGCUCUCGUCUACACUAUAUUUGGCAGCGGGAAGAUCCAACCGUGGGCCGUCACAGAGGAGGAGAGGGACGAGGCCGAGAAGAAGAGGAGCAGGUCCAUCUCCAUAUAAAACAUAUAAAUAUGCAGCAAAUACAUCGAACAAACAAAAAAAAGUGGCUUUAAAAGACAUUUGAACACAUCGUACUAAAGAAGAAAAAGGAGAUUUUAGAGGUCUAUCGUUUGUAAAUUGAUGUAUAAAAUAAACAUAUGUGCAGUAUUCACACUUAAAUAUGAGUGAGAGAGGUGUAUCUACAGGACGGUGUCACAUUUAUAUCAUUGGACCAGGGCAGUUUUUAUCAAGAGUAAUUCAGAUGUUUUGGUUUCUACAGUGUUUGGAUAGUUUUUAUCAAUAAUAUGAGCCUGUGUUUCUGUUUGGGGACAGUUUAAACCCGUUUUAUGAUUUUUUUUUUAAAGUAGCGUGUGUGAACAGAUUUGCACUGAUGUUAAAGAAAAAACAUGAUUCAACAAUCUGCUGGAUAUUCACUGCCUUUUACCAAAAUCAGGAAGGUGUGAUGACGUUUACUCUCCUUCUGUUUACUGCCGAUGAAUGUCACAGAAAGUUAAACAUUUACAUUAUAACCAGUUAUUAUUAGUUAUCGUGUAAUACCUCAGGUUAGACCAAAACAAAUCAAUUUGUGAUCUUUUUAGUGUGUUUUUUAAGUUUUUCUUGUGAAAGGAGAAUGGGACCGAAUGCUUUACGAACAAACCACACAGUUGAAACUGAAAUGUUUUUUUUAAAGUGUUUUGCUUUGUUUGCAGAUGAAUCUGUUUUCUGACCACUUCUAGGCUCCAGUUGGACCAAAAGAAGCACUUUUCACAUAUAAAAAUGCACCGGAAAGAUUGUUUUAUUCAAUCUUCAGAAAGUUUUAUCCAGGAAACCAAAGUUUUAAUUUUAGUGCCACGAACUAUGACUACGAUGCCUGUUUGUCAGUUUCUUCAACUACAAUACCGACUCUUUAUUUUUAUUUUUUUAAAGAAAUCCUUUUUGUCAACAGCAAUGUCAAAGUUCACUGUGAUUGUAAAGAGAUGAUGUUUUUAAACAGAUGCAUUAAGUUAUUUUACCUUCUCUGUGCUUUGAAAGUUUGUGACGUUGUACAUGUCUGUGAAAUAUGUGUUACUUUAUUAUUAUUGUGAAAAUAAUCAAGUUUGUUUUACCUAACAAAAACUAAAAUCUGAAACAUA
Dicentrarchus labrax (European seabass) is the source of this 2917-nucleotide messenger RNA. RefSeq names its product sialin. The record is from RefSeq and is a predicted model, not a curated record. Lineage: Eukaryota; Metazoa; Chordata; Actinopteri; Moronidae. The transcript has 11 exons. Bases 273 to 1805 code for a protein of 510 amino acids. Gene Ontology annotation, molecular function: transmembrane transporter activity. Gene Ontology annotation, biological process: monoatomic anion transport; transmembrane transport.